Botrytis sinoallii is the source of this 2139-nucleotide messenger RNA. RefSeq lists its product as uncharacterized. NCBI's taxonomy places the organism in Eukaryota, Fungi, Ascomycota, Leotiomycetes, Helotiales, Sclerotiniaceae. Bases 1 to 2139 code for a protein of 712 amino acids. The transcript has 3 exons. The record is from RefSeq and is a predicted model, not a curated record. Gene Ontology annotation, molecular function: N,N-dimethylaniline monooxygenase activity; NADP binding; flavin adenine dinucleotide binding.
AUGGUGACCGUUGCAAUUAUUGGAGCCGGCCCAGCAGGUCUUGUUGCCGCAAAAACACUCCUCAAGUCAUCUGCCAAAGAUUCCAUCUUCAAAGUCACAGUAUUCGAGCAGGGGACCGACGUUGGGGGCCUCUGGGCUGUGGAAUCAAAUCCUAAUGGAAUCAUCAAUCCUGAAAUGCAUACCAAUCUUUCGCAAUUCACCGUCUGUUUUUCUGAUCUUGCCUGGGAUUCGGUGGAUACACAACCUCCAGCUACUAUAUAUCCUAAAGCGUGGCAAGUCCAUCGAUACUUGAAGGAAUAUGCUGCAAGAUAUAUUCCAGCUGGUAUCAUUGCUUUAAAAACCUACGUCAAAGUGAUUGAACACAUACAAACUUCUCCAGAGGAGGAGACCAAGAAAUGGAAAAUUACAAGCAUCGCGCUCGAAGGAGGUACUCCCAUCGAAAAGAUUGAGAUAUUCGACUACCUGAUCAUUGCAUCUGGAUUUUUUUCCCAGGCGAGAAAAAUUCCAUUUCCAUGCACCAAGCUGAUUCAAAAACAAGAAAGCCAACCAUCUACCAUCCUCCACAGCUCUCAAUACCGGCAACUUUCGGACCUCUCACCCACCCAUCCAGAACCCUUGCCAGGAAAAAUUCUCAUAAUCGGGGGCUCCCAUUCCGGCGCCGAAGUAGCAUCUCUAAUCGCCAUGCACAUAUCUGACGUGCAGUAUUCACCUUCUGGAACGGGGACUGGGACUGGGACUGGGACUUCCCCGCCAGAAAUCAUACACGUGAUGCCUCAUCCCCUCGUUUCCAUACCGUCAUUUGUUCGCAGCGGAAAUGAAAAACUCCCUUCAUUUGUGCAAUUGGAUUCGCGUCUGUACGAUCUCUCUUCGCGACCGGAGGGACCCAUUUCGUUUACUUUUGGACUUUCGAAUCCGGAGAAGAGGAAGAAGUUGAGAGAUACGCUUAAUAUGCUUAUGUCUGGUGCGAUUAGGCAAGUGUUUGGUCGGAUCACUCAGCUCGAACAGCAAUCAAAUAAAAAUCUAAUACUCGCAACCAUUGAAUCGCAAUCCAAGCAAAUCAAAAUAGAUGAGAUCGCAGCCGUUGUGUACGCGACGGGAUUUUCCACCUCACCAGCGUUGAAUUUCCUCCCAGACGAGAUUAAAGAAAGCUUAGGCUAUAAUGCCUCAUAUCCCCGUCUUCCUUUACUGUUAAGUGAAGAUUGUAUGAGCAGCUCUAGAGAUUCACCCAGCAACUUAGCACUCAUGGGAUUUUUCGACGGUUCCUAUUGGGGAAUUUUGGAGAGUCAAGCGCGCGUGAUCGCGAAGAAAUGGGGGGCACAAGGCAAGGAGCUUUCUUCUGCUACUCAGGAUCAUGAUGGAACAGAUGAGGAUGGUUCUUCGAGACUCCGUGUUUUUAUGGAAGAAUUAAGGAUUAUGAUGGAGAAAGACCCAUCAUCCGUCCCCCAAAAUUUCUUCAGUGAUUACCCCGGCUUAAUGGAAGAAACCUCUCGAAAACUAGGGCUUCAGAAAAUAAACCUAUCAUGGAGCGAAAGAGAAGGAAUGGUGAGUCCAGCUCGCUACAUCGAUUCACAGUGUACUUCCAUCGAAUCCGAAAAAGCCAUGCAAAAACUACAAAAAACACUCCAAGAUUCCCGGGACGGAAAAGCCAUUUUCGCUAAAUCUACUUUCCGUGGUCUCCAAGGAAACUGGAAGGCCUUCCACACCAACCCCGAAUCUCUCGAAUCCUCUCCCAAGAGCUCGAGCGCGAGCGCAUUUCAUCCCCGCUACCCAACAGAUACAACUUCAGAUCUCGAGUAUCUCUGCAUCACACAGUGUGAAGAACCCAGCCCUCCAAUUCCUCGAACCAUCUACCGCCUCCGCGAAAGCGCAAAUCAAAUCGAGAUUUGGAGUGUAGAUUCGAAAAGCGGAUUGGCAGCUGAUAAGAUAUGUUAUAUUCUUGAUUUUAACGACGGAAUCGUCGAAGAUCAGACAGAUGUGAAUCGAGCUACUGUUGUAGCUAAAGGAAUUCCUGAUGCAGAUUUGAGACGGAAAAUUAUAUACUCAUUCUGUUUUGCGGGGGUGGGGGUUACAGAAUUCAAGAUUAAGUAUUUUGAUGAGGAGGAUGUUAAGAUUGAUUCUGGCUUUCAUUUUGUGAGAUGA